AUGCCUCCAAAACCGUCAGCUAAAGGAGCCAAGAAAGCCGCCAAAGCCCAGAAGAGCCGCACUGGAGACAAGAAGAAGCGAAAGGGAAGAAAGGAAAGCUAUUCUGUCUACAUCUACCGCGUUCUGAAGCAAGUUCACCCCGAUACUGGCGUCUCCUCGAAGGCCAUGUCUAUCAUGAACUCGUUCGUCAACGAUGUAUUCGAGCGGAUUGCUAUCGAAGCUUCACGUCUGGCACAAUACAACAAAAGAUCUACCAUCUCAUCACGUGAAAUUCAAACCGCUGUUCGUCUGAUUCUGCCCGGAGAACUUGCCAAGCAUGCUGUAUCCGAAGGUACCAAGGCUGUUACCAAGUAUACCUCAACCAAGUGA
This is a messenger RNA of Cylicocyclus nassatus, 369 nucleotides long. The record is from the annotation of a GenBank genome assembly. NCBI's taxonomy places the organism in Eukaryota, Metazoa, Nematoda, Chromadorea, Rhabditida, Strongylidae.